Aplysia californica (California sea hare) is the source of this 1664-nucleotide messenger RNA. RefSeq names its product geranylgeranyl pyrophosphate synthase. Gene Ontology annotation, molecular function: prenyltransferase activity. The transcript is spliced from 12 exons. Gene Ontology annotation, biological process: isoprenoid biosynthetic process. The record is from RefSeq and is a predicted model, not a curated record. NCBI's taxonomy places the organism in Eukaryota, Metazoa, Mollusca, Gastropoda, Aplysiida, Aplysiidae. Bases 386 to 1345 code for a protein of 319 amino acids.
AUAAAAUCAUAUUUAGUCCUCCUCUAAGGGAAGUUGGAUGUGGGCAGGGCGACAACAAAUAAUUUUUAGAACUGUAGACUGUAGUGGUGUUUUGAUGAAUCAUUGGCUUUGAGACACGUUUAUGUCUUUAACUUGGCCGUUCAGAUUCUUUAUUUAGACGUCUUAGUAAAGUCUGUAGCUGACUGCCACCAUAAAAGUAAAGUCCAGUCGCCAACGUUCGAAGACAAUAGGGCCUAGAUCUAGAUCUAGAUCUACCUAAAAAUACUAAAACUAAAAUAAAAUAAAAAUUAUAAUAACAUUGGACGCCUUCUUUUCGGCAUCUGGUAGACUACUCGUGAUCCUGUGACAAGCGUCGAAAGUUACAAAAGUAAAAUUGUGCUCCAAGAUGGAAGUACCAGACCUUGCAAGCGCUGAGCAAAGAAACUCAGAGAAGUCUAAAAUGGAAGACAAGCAGGAACGAAUUUUGCUCUCCCCAUACAAGUACAUUUGUCAAAUUCCUGGAAAGCAAAUUAGAACAAAGUUGUCUGUUGCCUUCAACCACUGGUUGCAAAUCCCAGAGGACAAACUCAAAAUCAUAUCUGAUGUUAUUCAGAUGCUUCAUAAUGCAAGUCUAAUCAUUGAUGAUAUAGAGGACAAUUCCAAGUUACGGAGAGGCAUUCCAGUGACUCAUUCCAUCUUUGGCGUGGCCCAAACCAUCAACACAGCCAAUUACGUCUACUUCCAGGGGUUAGAAAAACUUUUCACUCUGGGCAAACUAGAGCAGACAACGCGAGUGUUCACAGAGCAUCUACUGGAGCUUCAUCGUGGUCAGGGCAUGGACAUUUACUGGAGGGACGCCGUCGUCUGCCCCACUGAAGAGGAAUACCGGAUCAUGGUCAUCCGAAAAACAGGUGGUCUGUUUGGGUUGGCUGUUGAGCUGAUGCAGCUUUUCAGUGAAAACAAAAGUAAUUUCAAGCCUUUAUUGGACACAUUGGGCUUGUAUUUCCAGAUACGAGAUGAUUAUGCCAACCUCAGCUCCAAGGAGUAUGAAGCGAACAAAAGUUACUGUGAAGACCUGACAGAAGGAAAGUUCUCCUUUCCCAUCAUCCAUGCAGUGAGAGCGAAUCCAGACGACACGCAAGUGCUGAGCAUUUUGCGUCAAAGGACAACUGACAAUGAUAUAAAAAAGUAUUGUGUGGAGUACAUGGAGAGGAUGGGCAGCUUUGAGUACACUCGUAAUGUUCUCAUGGACCUGGAAAAACAAUUGGUGCAGGAGAUAGCAUCUCUGGGAGAGAACCCAUACCUGACAGGACUUGUCUCAGAACUGAGGAAGAUCUACACCCUAGUGGCUGGUUCCAGCUCAUAGCAGAGAAGGGAGGACUAGUGCACUUUUGUAUAUAGCAACAACCAGUGCAAUGACCUCACUUGGCUGAGGACUGCGAUAUUACUGCCUCCAACUACAAGUGAACAGCUUUAAAUAUUGUCAAUUGAAAUGGGAGAAUUUCGUUGAUUUAAUGUAAUUGGAAAGCAUAAUUUGUGACAACCGUAGACUUUUUUUUUACUCUUUAGGACAAGGCGAGGAUGUAACCUUACUUUUAUUAAUUUUUAAUUUUGAAGAAUUAAUUAAUUUGUCCUUGGAGAUGUUCCUGUAUGUUUUUUUAUUCACUCCCCCCCCCCCCCCCCCC